This is a messenger RNA of Malaya genurostris, 2336 nucleotides long. RefSeq names its product putative fatty acyl-CoA reductase CG5065. Gene Ontology annotation, biological process: long-chain fatty-acyl-CoA metabolic process. The record is from RefSeq and is a predicted model, not a curated record. Gene Ontology annotation, molecular function: alcohol-forming very long-chain fatty acyl-CoA reductase (NADP+) activity. Bases 602 to 2113 code for a protein of 503 amino acids. NCBI's taxonomy places the organism in Eukaryota, Metazoa, Arthropoda, Insecta, Diptera, Culicidae. Gene Ontology annotation, cellular component: peroxisome. The transcript is spliced from 10 exons.
ACAGUGUCGAGUGAAGACGUGUAACUCAGUCAAACAUAACAUCCCCUCCUCGUGGUCCGAUCGAUCUCGUACAGAACGUGGCUGUAGUUGUAGUUCUGUGCCAGACGUUUUCUGACGGUCCAAGACUCAAGCAGGUGGUUUGGAGAGCGCGCGCGCGUGAACAGUUUAAACCACCUUGAGGCGAUUUUCUUUCUACACACAAACCAACGCAGACAACCUGCAACGAGAGAAAAAUAGUUUGUGCCUUUUUGACUUGUUUGGCAAUUGCAAUUAGACGUUGCUGGAGCUAUAGUAAGUGCUUCUCAAGACAGCUGAGUCUGAGUGAUACAAUCCUCGGUACAUAGGUCGAAAAACGUGUAGUAAAAGUGGGCGACAGCCUAGCUUAGAUAAAUUGUUGAAGCUAGUGUCCGUUUUGUACAUACUAUAUUGAAAAAAAAAACGACGUGACCUGAAAAAGGUGAAUUUUUUAAAUUAUAAGUUUGCUAGUCCUCUCAAUAUUAGUUAUAAGUGAAGUUCAUAGACGAAUAUCGGCGAUCUACAAGCAGAUUUAUUUUUCAACUCGCCGAAGUAAAAGGAAUUUAUUUUUUCCCCAACGAUAAAGAUGGACAACAACGAUGGAAAAGAUCGUAUUGGACCAAUGUUUCGAAAUCGACAUGUGCUAAUCACCGGAGGUACUGGGUUCAUGGGAAAGGCGCUUAUAGAAAAGCUUUUGAGAUGCACAGAAGUAGCCAAAAUAUAUCUACUAGUCCGACCGAAGAAGGGGAAAUUCCCGAAACAACGCUUAGAAGAAAUGUUUGCUAAUCCGUUAUUUGAAAAAGUGAUAGAACUUCGAGGUCUCAACACACUGAUUGAUCACUGUGUUGUGAUUGGAGGUGAUGUAAUGGAACCAGGCCUCGGUAUCUUAGAGAAGGACAAACAGACGAUCAUCGAAAACGUGUCGAUCAUCUUUCACUGUGCCGCCACAAUUCGAUUUGACGAAGCGCUAAAAAAAGCAGUUAUCCUCAACACUCGGGGAACUAAACUGAUGGUUGAACUGGCAAAGCAGUGUAAAAAGUUGGAUAUGUUUGGUUAUAUAUCAACGUCAUACUGCCAUCUGAACGAAAAGUUGUUGCUUGAAAAGCCGUACCCUCCACCGGCAGAUCCACACAAAGUAAUCAAAGCCAUUGAAUGGCUGGAGGAGGAUGUCGUCGAAGGAAUGACCAGAAAAAUUUUGGGAGAAUGUCCCAACACAUAUGCGUACACCAAAGGACUUGCAGAAGGUCUAGUAGUAGAAUCGAUGAAGGAUAUUCCAGCGGUAAUCUUCCGCCCCUCAAUCGUAGUACCGACCUGGCGAGAGCCUAUAUCGGGUUGGACCGAUAACAUCAACGGACCCGUUGGAAUGCUGAUCGGUGCUGGAAAAGGUGUCAUUCGUUCUAUGUACUGCAACUCCGAUGGCUAUGGGGACUAUUUGCCCGUUGAUUUUGGCGUGAGCGCCAUUUUAGUAAGCACAUGGAAUUACAUUGGACAAAAAGAUUACUCGCGUAAUAUUUAUAAUUUAGUAAGCUCUGCGGAAAUGAAAGUAUCAUGGGAAGGUGUCAUCGACCUUGGCAAAUCCAUUACAGCUAAAAAGGUGCCACUGAAUGGUGUUUUCUGGUAUCCAGGUGGAACAAUGAAAAAAUAUCGUUGGCAGCAUAACCUUUCCGCCCUCUUCUACCACUGGAUUCCGGCGGUGCUAAUCGACUGUCUGCUUUACGUUCUCGGAUAUAAGCCAGUACUUUGCCGAGUGCAUCGACGGAUCGCCAAGGGCUUUGAAGUUUUUGAAUACUAUGCGAACAACCAGUGGGACUUUGAUAAUGCUAAUAUAAAUUAUCUGAGAGAGCAAAUUAACGAAGAGGAAAAGGUCAAAUUCAAAAUUGACGCUGGAGGUGUUGUUAUCGAAGAAUAUUUUGAAAACUGCAUCUGGGGUGCAAGGCGAUACAUUCUUAACGAAACAGAUGAUACAUUACCAGCCGCCCGACGGCACAUGAAGAUCAUGUGGUUUGUGGAUAAAAUCUGCAAAGCCAUAAUUGCAGGAGCUUUCUUUUACUAUGUCGGGACAUGGAUGCUCAAAAAAGUGUUCUCUAGUGCUUUCUGAUGACACCAAAUGAAACGAACCAUUUCCAUAGAAUAAGUAUUUUUUCCCGUUCAUACUAGGUAUUUCAUAACUUGGCGUUUAAUUGCAAGCAAUCAAUAUUGUCAAUAGAUGUUCAUAUUUGUACCCGUAAAACCUGCUACCCCUUUUGGUACAAGUUUUAGAAAUGAUCAAAAUCAAUCGUUUGAAUAUAAUUGUGCACGCAUAUUGAUUAGCAUAUCAUUAA